Arabis nemorensis is the source of this 1059-nucleotide messenger RNA. The record is from the annotation of a GenBank genome assembly. Lineage: Eukaryota; Viridiplantae; Streptophyta; Magnoliopsida; Brassicales; Brassicaceae.
AUGUCGGAGGCGAUGGAUGACGAUAUUCCUUCUAGUGAUUCGAGCGAGUACUCUAUUACUAUAACGAGUGAAGAUGGUAGUGGUUACAUCGCUGAUGGUUCGGAAGGGGCUAAUUCUGCUGAUUCCGGUGAUAUCUCUAUGACCAAUGGAGAGGGCGAGGAAGGCGACGCUGGUGAUGAUUCUGAGCAAGACUACAGUCCUACACCCUAUAUUGUAUAUAAUCUUCAAACAGAGUCACAGAACUUGCCAGCUUUAGAAGAAGUGCUGAACCAAUCAAAGCACAAAUGGCUCUAUUCUCAAGAUGUUGCUCAUAUUUGCAAUUUCCCAUCUGAUCUUACUCUCACCAAGCAAACAAUCAAAUUCUACAAUCAAGGCUUGUAUCUGUUCCACAAGUGGACGCCUCCGGACGAGUACAAUUGGGAAGCUAUCUCUGAAAUUCUUGCCAAGAAGACUAUUGGUCCGUUUGCCACGGGUGUGCGAACGACAUUGUAUAGAAGAGUCUAUCAGCUCAGCGGUUCUUUGCAAUCAGAAUAUGUCCUUGUACAUUACAGAGUUUCGUACUUGGACGACAGUAUUACAUCUUGUGAUGAUUCGGGCAUAAGUGUGAUAGUUUUAGAUUCUGACAACUCAAAUGGAGACCAUACAAGUGAUGAAGAUUUCAUUGGUGAGGGUAACGAAGAUUCUACCAAUGAGCAAGAUAAUCUUGAGGAUUGCAAGAAUCACAGCACUAAAUUUCUCCAGACUCUAUCUCUUGAUGACGCUCUCCCAGGGACAAUCAGCAACAACUUCUGUCACCCAAAGAACGAUGACUUCUCUCUCUAUGCGCAUGCUGGGAAUGUUAUCCUGAUUGGUUUUUCACCCGAUGAAAUGGAGGAACUUGCGCACGAGUAUGAAGCCAGUACAAACUCUGAUGCUGCUCAGCUGGGGACAUUCAUGAAAUAUGAGGAUCAGUCUGAGACAUCAUCCAGCCACGGUGGUGUCACAGCUCCAGGACCAGUCUCUGUUGCGCAGCUCCCAGAACUCGAAGACAACGUUUCCAACUCCUUGUUCUUCUGUUAG